Molecule: messenger RNA, 2384 nt
Organism: Pimephales promelas (fathead minnow)
Lineage: Eukaryota; Metazoa; Chordata; Actinopteri; Cypriniformes; Leuciscidae
Source: RefSeq, a predicted model, not a curated record
CUGCCCCAGUCGUCCAUGGCUUUGUAUGUUUACAGUGAGAAUUGUAUGGCAGGAAUUUUCUAACAUCAAAUAUUUAAACAUAAUUUGCAUCGAUACAAAAGUCCCAAUGGAGACAGAGAUCCUGUGACAAAGGUAAGCCACCAAUGAUUCGGAUGGAGUCCUCACGGAGCACAGGGGGUCACUCCCGUGAGUACAAGUUGGUGAUGUUAGGAGAAGGUGGUGUGGGCAAAAGUGCCAUCAUCAUGCAGUUUAUAAGUCACAGAUUUCCAGAGGAUCAUGACCCUACGAUCGAGGAUGCCUAUAAAACACAGAUCCGCAUUGAUGAUGAGCCAGCAAACCUGGACAUCUUGGACACAGCAGGACAGGCGGAGUUCACGGCGAUGCGUGAUCAGUACAUGCGAGCGGGAGAAGGUUUCAUCAUCUCGUACUCCAUCACGGAUCGCCGCAGUUUCCAGGAGGCACGGCACUUUAAGCAGCUGAUCUACCGUGUGAGACGCACCGUGGACACCCCCGUCGUACUGGUGGGAAACAAGUCUGACCUGGUCCAUCUCAGACAGGUGUCCGUCGAAGAGGGCAAACAGUUGGCGAGAGAGUUCCAGUGCCCGUUUUUUGAGACCUCCGCAGCGUUCCGUUAUUACAUCGACGAGGUGUUUGCCGCACUGGUGCGUCAGAUCCGCCAGCGCGAGGCCGAGAUGGUGCGGGGAAGCGAGAGGAAAACCCGACGCAGCCAUUCUUUCUGGAGUCGCCUUAAAGCCCCCUUCCAUAAGAAACAGCAGUCCGAGCACUGAGAGAGCCGCAGAGAAGGGCAUGUUCACCUUCCAGAUGAUUGUUCUCUCACCUACAGCUGUAUGAGUCCCACCUCUUUCAAUAAGGUUUGGGAACUGUAUUUAUAGUUCACAUUUGAUUGUUUGCGAUGAUGCACUCCCAAUCAUUUUGGUUAGACUACAACCCUCCCUGUGCAGGACACACUCACUCGUCAUAUGGGACGUGGGCUGAUUUACUGAGAAAUAUUAAACUUGACAGUAGUUUUUUUACUAUUCUUUUUUUUUUUUUUUUUUUUUAGACAGCAUUACACUUUGUGAAAUUGAAUGUCAGGGGGAAUGUUGAACCUCAUUUUAACGGAUGGGAAUGUAGGGAACAGGGCACGAAGGAUUUGACACACGUGUUUUUAAAAGACUGAAGUGAUGAGAGGUAAGGUCAUGUCAGAGAUUUGCUUGCAGGAAAAUAUGAAGGUCAAAUGAGUUUAAGAGAGCAGAGAGCAUGUGCAGAGUGGAAAGAAAGGACAAAGUGUCGGCGGAGGUUGGUAAAUAGGCAAGGAUUUAUGGUAGAAAUAUUAAUCUGCCAGUAUAUUGAGUACUGUAAACCGUUCCUGUAGUUCUGUUAGAUGCGUUUAAAAACAAUUGCUGUUGUUUUAAAAUUAAAAUGAGGGUUUGAUUUGCAACUCUUUUUAUUUAUAGCUUUUCUAAAACGACAUUUCACAAUAACAUGUCCAUAUAUAUAUAUUUGUAAAGUUGCUUGCUUAAGAUCAUUACGAAAUGGUUAAAUCAGUAUAAUGAAUUAUAAUGAAAAUAUUUUCAUUAUAAUUGGAAGCACAUUUCCCCACCAAUUCUCAUUAACUUAAUGAUUCUUAUUAGAUUCUCAUUACUGUAAAACAGUAAUAUUGUAUUAUCUAAAUAUAGAUUUCAUUCAUAUUACAGUAACAAUAUACACACACACAUACAGUAUAUAUAUAUAUAUAUAUAUAUAUAUAUAUAUAUAUAUAUUGCAUUAUGGAAAAUGCUAAUUUAAAAGGGGGAAUUGCUUUAUUGUCAUUAAAAUAUUGCCACAAUGCAAAAAUGCUCCUAAAAAGCCAUAAUCUUCUUGAAUCAAAAUAUAAUGUAUUAUCUUAAAUAUGACUUGGACAUGUUCUUAAAGGUUCUGUGAGAUUCAGUGUGUUUGAUGGAAACUGAACUGUAUGAUCUAGCUGCAAAAUACACUGUAUGAAUGACUUUGUGAAAUCUUGCUGAGCAAAAUUCAGGUCCACCUUUAAGCACAUUAACAGAAUUACUAACUUGAUUACGAUGGAAAGCAAAAUUGUUUCCUUUUUACACAGGGUAAUUUUUAUUCCAGUGGUGUCUGUAGUCAAUGUCGGGAAUGAAACGCCUUAAUGUGGCUUAAGAAGGUGAAUCCUUAUCUGGAUUUUCUCGUUCACAUGCUGUGCACUUACUACGCAUCAAAUUUGAAUGAUAUGUCUGUUCAUUUUGACAUUUCAUGGAAAAUUCUUGUUAUUACUUUUUUGUGAUUAUUAGAUUUUAUUUUUAAUUUUUAACCAAAAUGGUUUUACUAUAUUUUCCUUUAUUUAUUGUCAUCUGAGAUUCUCAAAUAAAAAUCACUUUACCAAUCUA